This is a messenger RNA of Carassius auratus (goldfish), 4303 nucleotides long. RefSeq names its product basal cell adhesion molecule-like. Gene Ontology annotation, molecular function: cell adhesion molecule binding. The transcript is spliced from 16 exons. Gene Ontology annotation, biological process: cell-cell adhesion. Bases 145 to 1977 code for a protein of 610 amino acids. The record is from RefSeq and is a predicted model, not a curated record. NCBI's taxonomy places the organism in Eukaryota, Metazoa, Chordata, Actinopteri, Cypriniformes, Cyprinidae. Gene Ontology annotation, cellular component: plasma membrane; cell-cell junction.
UGCCAGCCGCAUCAGAUUUCUUGCGCCAAGAAGGACGGGGAGCGCAGUGCACUUCUGCGUGUGAGAGCGAGAACGAGGAGGAAGGAGCUGCACCGAGACGAGAAGCUGCACAGAAAUACAACGACGCGACGCGGGAAAUACACUAUGGAGAGAGCGAUGUUAGGACGGGUCGGGAUUUGUUGCACAUUGCUUGCUCUAGCGCUGCAAGUAUGUCUGGCUUCAGUCAUGGUCAAGGUGACCCCAGAGGUGGAAGUGAUUAAAGGAGAAACCAUCAAACUGCCUUGCAGCUACACCACCUCUGCACCUGACUCUUCCAUUAUGGUCCUAUGGUCCAUUGAGGAUUCAGGUACAAGAAAGCAAAUUGCUUACAAGUCUUCCGAAGGUUCUGGCAUUGAAGAUGUCUCAGGAAUGAAAGGUCGCUUAACCAUGGGAAGUGACUCGUCCCUCACCAUCUCCCCUGUCACAGUGGAAGAUGACAGAGCCUUCUUUUGCCAAGUGACUGCAAAGGCUUCAGGGUUCUCUGAAAAUAAGACCCAGGUCAAGGUUUUUUUUGCUCCGGAGAAGCCAGUGGUCAAAGGAAAUGAUCAGGCUAUCGCUGUCAGUCAUGACACUAAAAUUUCCUCCUCUGAAGUGGCCAAGUGCAUCAGCAGGAACGCUUUCCCUCAGCCUCAUAUUAUAUGGUUUAAAGAUGCCAUGCCUGUGCCUAAAGAAAAUAACCAAAAGAAUGAAACCUAUAUGAGACCUAGUGUGGUGAAGGAAGCCUCAGGCCUGUACACCUUGACCAGUACACUGUACAUGCAGCCUGUUAAAGCUGACGCUAGAUCAGUCUUCCACUGCACGGUGGUGUACAAAAUGCCAAACAACCAGACCAAACAGGAGAGCUCCGAUAAAUUCAACCUCUUGUUGCUCUAUUCAGCAGAAAAUGUGUUCUUCCAACUGAAGAAUCAGGGGCCAAUCAAAGAGGGGGAUAAUGUGCUGAUGAAGUGUGAGACUGAUGGAAACCCUCAGCCAGAGUUUGAGUUUUACAAAGAGGAUAAAGCACUGAAUGGAUUGAAAGGAAUGUUAGAAAUGAAGAACGUCACUCGAGAGCAUGCUGGAACCUAUAGGUGUGAAGCUCUGGACUUUGAUGCCUUGGAAGAUGUCUUACUUAGCAAAACUCUAAACUUAAGUGUGCACUAUCUGGACCCAAUGGCAGUGACUCCAGAAGGCCCAUUGUAUGCUGCUAUAGGAGAUACUGUGGAGUUUCAGUGUAAGACAAAGUCCUCUGAUAAAUACACCCAGCAGUGGAUAAAGGACUCAGAGGUGCUGUCGACGACGGGUGUGUUGACUCUUCAGCCAGUGACUCUGGCUAAUGCUGGUGUGUAUAUAUGUGUCGGAGAAGUACCUUCAGUGCCAGGUCUCCAAAAACAAGCCAAUGUCAGCCUUGUGGUCACAGGUGCACCUGCGAUUGAUGAUCCAGUGAAUGGUUUCGUUGACAAGGAAGGAGGAAUGGUCACUCUCAAAUGCUCUGCUUUCGGUCAUCCUGCUCCACAGUUCACCUGGACACCUUCUGGCAAAGAGUCAGUGACAGUAGUGGGGAAUAAGGUGAUCAGCACGGUCACUCUUGAGGCUUCGGCUGCGGUUCUGAAGAAUGGUGUGAUUUGUGAAGCAUCCAACGAUUAUGGAAGAGACAUCAAGACCUUCAAGGUGUCCAUCAAAUCGGAUCCAGACAAAGCAUCAGAUUCCAAUGCUGUUAACCGAGUGGAUAAACAGCAGGGAGGUUCGAGCGCGGUCGUGAUUGCCGUGGUGGUGUGUGUUCUGCUGCUUGUCGUCCUGGUGGCUAUGCUCUACUUCCUUAGUACCACUAAAAAGCUGAGCUGUGGGAAAAAGAACAAGAACAAUGGGGCAUCUGGGGACAUUAAAUGUGAGAAGACCAGUGAGAAAGACAAUGAAGAGUCUGUUCUGUUCAAAAACAAUCAGAAUACAGAACAGUGUUAAAAAGAAGAAGAAAAGAGACAAGCGACGUCUACAGGGAUGUAGAGGAUGGCGGUGGAAUUAAGAGAGCUCUGAUGGAGGAGAAGAGAGAAGAUGGAGGAGAAGAGAAAAUGAAUUCAUUUUAGCUGUACAGUUUUCUUUUUUGAAAGAUUACGGGAGGGGCUAUUAGAUUAAGGGUGGGUUUCCUGUUUGGGAGGGGCAAUGAAUGUAAAUCUGCCAUUUUUUUGAGGGUACAUACUAUGUCCUGAUUGUGUUAUCAAGCCAAUCUUUGUAAUGCAACUCUGUGAAAUAGAGCACAACUUAUUGCAGUGUUCUUCUACGCAAAACUAAGCAGAAAAGUCACUGUCGGCACUGGUUCUUCACUCUGUGCUUCACCCUGGUUAUGUCGAUUAGUUCGUGGUGUUAAAUAGUGCAGUACAGCCUCUUUUUGCAUUACAAAAUGCACUUUCUGUUUAAACUUUAGAUAGAGAGCUGCAAACGUGCCAUUAUCCCAGGUUAGUAAGCCCUAUAGAUCACUAUACGCUUUGGCCACGAUCUGCUUGGAGCAUAUGGAUGUGCCAUUAUACACACUCUUCAGCUGUACAUUUAACGCUGGAAAAAUAAUCAAGCUGUCAUUCAUAUCACAUGGUCAAAUAUUCAUAUUUUUGCCUUAUAUAUUACUACUAUGACUACAAAACUGAUAUUUUAGACUAUGCCUACAUGUCCAACACCUAUAUGUUUUGAGUUAAAUUCAAUCCCAUUCAAACAAUAUAUUUGGACCAGUUUAGCUCAAGUCUGAGAUUUUGGAAGAGUUACAGAACUAAUUCAAUCAUCUCAUUUCCUCUGAACUGCACUGAAUUUCAUCCAACAUUAUUACACAUGGGUUAGUAAGGGGACAGGACAGACUUUUUCUUUUAAAAUACCUCCUAACAGGAUAAGGCAUUCACUAGUUUAUAUAGUCUCAACUCCAUUAUUCCUUUUGGAUAAUUCAAGUGCUGAGCAGUAUUGGAAAUGAUCUACUUACUGGGCAGAAAUCAUUACGAACAUACUGUCACAAUAUACUAUUCAGUUUAACUUUUUAUAUCACUGAUAUCACUAUGUUUUCCAUUAUUUAUAUUUAGAGAAAAAUAAAAUUAAACACCUUCAGCCUUUUUUUUUUUUUUAAGUUUUUGCUGUGUUAGUUAUGUGAAACCCUGAGACUUUAUACUUUUAAAGUCAUAAUUCACACAAAAACAAAUUCUCAUCAUUUACUCAUCCUCAUUAUCGUUUAAAACCUAGAUAAUUUUUGGAAGACAAAAGAAGACAUUUUGAAUGGGUUUUGUACAUAAUGUAAGUCAACGGAUCCAAAAUCAAACUGGAUCCCACUGAUUUUCAAUGUAAAACAGAAACACUGAGAAUUACAUUUUGACAUAAUUUUCAUUUUUGGGUGAAAUUUUUGUUUUGUUUUUUUAAACCACAAAUAUGAGUGAACAUGGGGUGUGAAAUUAUUUCUUUGAGCUUGUAUAUGACAUUACACAUUUCUGUGUUUUCAUAUAUAUAUAUAUAUAUAUAUGUUAUCUUAGUAAAAGCACACUGUAGUUCAGGUGGCACAGCUGGAACAUUCUAGAAUCACUAUGUGGUUGGAAAGACCUGUAAUUUUUUUUGAGGACCAACAAAACAGUGAUUCUAGACUCUCCAGUUAGCAGGGUAAGUACAAUUGGAUGAGGAAAAAGAGUGGACAGAGGAGAAAUAAGAUGGAUAGAGUGUGGGAGAGGGCUUGGUUUGGAUAUAAAAUUAUUAUUUUUUACUUACUGAGUCUUUGUGUGUAGUUGAGAGUAUUUUAAUGAAUCUGUAUGUAUUAAUUUUCCAGCAGACACAUGGAACAUGAGCAUAAAUAUCUCUGAACAUUUAAAACACUGGAAAAUGUAUGAUGGCCACUUUAUAAAGGCCUCUGUUUAAGCUUCCUCAGAAUAUUUUUUUACUUUUAUCUUUGAUGCUAUUUUUUUACAUUUACUGAUUUCAAUUUGCAAAAUGUACUCAUAUGUUGUGUCAAUGCCACGUGUGAUUUAUAGUUCUGGUCAAUAUUUGCCUACAAGACAUUUGAACACCCAUUUUGUAGAAUAUUGUGGGGAAAAACGUUUUCUUAAGAAUACAUGUCGUAACUACUGAAUGAUUUUUGAAUUUUGCAAGAAAGAAGAGCGCUGUUUUGCAUAAGAUGUCCUACUUUAUGGCUGUCUGCAAGUGUUUAUGCUCUCCAGGUGAUCUGUAUAUUUGUGGUAUGCAUUUGUGAACUUUGUUGCUUGUCUUCUUUUGAUUGGAACUGUGUAGAAUUUAUACUGCAAAAACAAAAACAACAACAAAUUCCAAACUG